UCCCUCUUGGCGAGGACAGUCCCCGCGCCGCCGCUCUGUUCUCUCACUGCCCAGCCUGGCCGAAUGGCGGAGGAGCCCCUCUCCCUGGGCACCUUCCAGCUCCCAGGCGUGUUGCUUUUCCAAAUGGCCCAGCCCCGUCCCAAGCCCUGAUUGCCUGCUAGCGAGGCACCGAGCCCCGGAGGCUCCGAGCGGGGCGGGGAGGGAGGAGGGGACCCGCCUCGAGGAGCCGGAGGCUGCCUGGAGCCGACUUUUCGCCAAUGGUCCAAAGCGACAUGUCCAAGUCGCCUCCCACAGUGGCGGCUGCGGUGGCGCAGGAGCUCCCGAUGGAACUGCUGGAGAACGCGGCGCCCGCGGGGGCGCUAGGAGCAGCGGCACAGUCAUAUGGAAAAGGAGCUAGAAGGAAAAACAGAUUCAAAGGAUCUGAUGGAAGCACGUCCUCUGACACUACCUCAAAUAGUUUUGUUCGUCAGGGUUCGGCAGACUCCUACACCAGCCGUCCAUCCGAUUCAGAUGUGUCUCUGGAGGAAGACCGGGAGGCAGUGCGCAGAGAAGCAGAGCGACAGGCCCAGGCCCAGUUGGAAAAAGCAAAGACAAAGCCCGUUGCAUUUGCAGUUCGGACAAAUGUCAGCUACAGUGCAGCCCAUGAAGAUGACGUUCCGGUGCCAGGCAUGGCCAUCUCAUUUGAAGCAAAAGAUUUUCUGCAUGUUAAGGAAAAAUUUAACAAUGACUGGUGGAUAGGGCGAUUGGUUAAAGAAGGCUGUGAAAUUGGAUUCAUUCCAAGCCCAGUGAAACUCGAAAAUAUGAGGCUACAGCAUGAACAGAGGGCCAAGCAAGGGAAAUUCUACUCCAGUAAAUCAGGAGGAAAUUCAUCAUCCAGUUUGGGUGACAUAGUACCUAGUUCCAGAAAAUCUACACCUCCAUCCUCUGCUAUAGACAUAGAUGCUACUGGCUUAGAUGCAGAAGAAAAUGAUAUUCCAGCAAACCACCGCUCCCCUAAACCCAGUGCAAACAGUGUAACGUCACCCCACUCCAAAGAGAAAAGAAUGCCCUUCUUUAAGAAGACAGAGCACACGCCCCCCUAUGACGUGGUACCUUCCAUGCGACCCGUGGUCUUGGUGGGCCCUUCUCUGAAAGGGUACGAGGUCACAGAUAUGAUGCAAAAAGCUUUGUUUGAUUUUUUAAAACACAGAUUUGAAGGGCGGAUAUCCAUCACAAGGGUCACUGCAGACAUCUCGCUGGCCAAACGCUCAGUGUUAAAUAACCCCAGUAAGCACGCAAUAAUAGAAAGAUCCAACACAAGGUCAAGCUUAGCGGAAGUUCAGAGUGAAAUAGAAAGGAUUUUUGAACUUGCAAGAACAUUGCAACUGGUAGUCCUUGAUGCAGACACUAUUAAUCAUCCAGCUCAACUCAGUAAAACCUCUUUGGCCCCUAUUAUAGUAUAUGUGAAGAUUUCUUCUCCUAAGGUUUUACAAAGGUUAAUAAAAUCUCGAGGGAAAUCUCAAGCUAAACACCUCAAUGUCCAGAUGGUAGCCGCUGAUAAGCUGUCUCAGUGCCCACCAGAGCUGUUUGACGUGAUCUUGGAUGAGAACCAGCUCGAGGAUGCUUGUGAGCACCUUGCCGACUACCUGGAGGCCUACUGGAAGGCCACCCAUCCUCCCAGCAGCAGUCUCCCCAACCCUCUCCUCAGCCGUACUUUAGCUACUUCAGCUCUGCCUGUUAGCCCCACGCCUGCCUCUAAUGCACAGGGCUCUCAAGGUGACCAGAGGACUGAUCGCUCUGCUCCUGCCCGUUCUUCCCAAGCUGAACAAGAACCCUGCCUGGAACCAGUGAAGAAAUCCCAGCACCGGUCUUCCUCCUCAGCCCAGCACCACAACCACCGCAGUGGUACAAAUCGAGGCCUCUCUAGGCAAGAGACAUUUGACUCAGAAACCCAAGAGAGCCGAGACUCUGCCUACGUGGAGCCGAAGGAGGAUUACACCCACGAACAUGGGGACCACUACGUCCCUCACCGUGACCACAACCACAGGGAUGAGCCCCACGGGAGCGGUGAGCACAGACACAGGGAGUCUCGGCACCGUGCCAGGGACCUGGACCGAGAGCAGGACCACAACGAAUGCAACAAACAACGAAGCCGUCAUAAAUCCAAGGAUCGCUACUAUGACAAGGAUGGAGAAGGAAUAUCCAAAAAAAGGAAUGAGGCUGGGGAGUGGAACAGGGAUGUUUACAUCCGCCAGUGACUUUGGCCCUUUUGUUUGUUUUUGUUUUUUAAAGUCUUGUAUAACAUCACCCUCAAUCUAAAUCUUUGGGGUCGGCAUUGCAAUCAUACGUGAUCUGUCUUGUAUAUUUUGUAUUGCUGUUGCUUAAGUAGCAAUAGCAUGACAGAGUAUUAAUAUACUUUUUUUUUUCUUUUGUAAGUGCUAUAUAAAUUUGCCUGGUACAGCUGCAGUCCUCUGGUCGUGUCCUGGACUUUUCAAAAACUGCUUGGGGUAGCUGUCACUUGAACAAAAUCUGUUGCCAUCCAGGUGGCGUUAGUAUUUUAGGAAAUGUCAUUGAUGUUUUCAAAAAAUGUAGUUGCUAUAUCUAGCAACCCAGAAUUGGCUCAGAUAAAAAGUGGAAUUUCUUGAUUCUCCAUAUUUUUAAUAUGUAGGCACCUGAUUUGCAUAUUAAUUCAUCCAUGGACCACUGUUUCUUGCUUGUACCUCUGGCUGACUAAAUUUGGGGACAGAUUCAGUCUUGCCUUACAUGAAGGGGAUCAUAAAGUUAGAAUCUAUUUUCUAUGUACUAGUACUGUGUACUGUAUAGACAGUUUGUAAAUGUUAUUUCUGCAAACACCUUCUUAUAUAUAAUAUAAAUAUAAAUAUAUAUAUAUAUAUCAGUUUGAUCACACUAUUUUAGAGUCUUAAUGCCAAGUGAGCAGAUUUGCUUUACGAAUUACAGGGACUAGAAAUGCCCACCUUCAGGAAAUUUGUAAUAACAUCGUCUAGGCACCUACCCCCCCUUCUAGUAGAAAGUCUGUAUGUACAUACUGUAAAUAUGUGUGAUUGCUUGACUUGAAAAGGUUUAAUUUCUGAAUGUUUUACCAUCCUUGUAAGUUUAUAAUUUUGACCAUAAAUUAUGGUAAAUAUAACCAAACUCCAAAGGUUGUUCUAAUCCAUGCAGCUCACACAGAUUGUGACACAUUCUUAGUAGCUAGUGUCUCAUGUCACUGCACUGGAGGCUACAAGCCGGAACUCUGUCUGCACACAUGUGUGCGUCCGUGUGUAAGAGUAUGUGUGUGUGAUUGGUUGAGAUGAAUCUGUAUGCUGAAGACUAAAAGAAACUAGAGACUGAUACCUACAGUUCCGCCCACCUGGCUUUGAACCGAACUGUGCUGCGUGUUGCUUUUAUGGUCAUGGAGCAGUCAGGGAGCAUGCUGCCAAAGGUGACUGGGAGAGUGUUCAUCUGUAGGCUCCUUGUUUUUACUGCUAGGGAGCAAAAAAUACAGGCAACUUUUAACUGUGAGUGUUUCACUGGAAAUGUACAAUCUUUGUGUGUUCGAGUAUUUGUUAUAGAAAGAAAAGUUUACACAGCUUGUAGAAUUAUGUUGUGGGAAAAUAAAUUUUUCUACCUUCUCCCACUUCCUUUUCUAACCCUGCUUAUUGUUCCCGUUAUCUCCCAGUUCACCUAUCAUUUCACCCCCCGCCACGAACUCAAACGAGUUUCACUGUCUGUCAAAACCUAGAAGUGCUUCUUAUAACCAAAGUUUCUUCUCUUCAGAAGUAAUCAGGGCAAAUGGGGUGACUUGAAGUGAACAAAAUGAGAACAUUUUCUUACAUGAGACAUCUACUCGGAAGGGGAAGCAAGAAGAUACUAUCUCCACACCUCAGUGACACUGCUGUAAGCAGCUCACAGUGUGACUGUCAUGCUAAGGCUAAAACCUCUCCAUGUCUCCUACGUGUACAUUCUGUCCAGUUGUCACUGGACAGGUAAGACAGUAUUAGGUGUACAAGUACCUAGCACUUGAAGUUUGUCCUUGGAAAAUGCCUGUCUAUAAUUGCCUCACUUCAGAUUUGUACAUUAUAUAAUUAUUAUUUUGUUAAACAAGUUAAUCUAUUUUUUGUGUUGCUUCUUUGAUUAUUCUAGGUUCUUGCCAAAUAUUCUUGGACCUUUAUAAGUAAAACUGUUUCACAUUUAACUACUUAUUUCCUUUACCCCCAACAAAGCUCAUUUUUAAAAAUGGGUUACCUAUAUAGCGUUUUAUCAGUUAAUAUGAAACACUUCCCUAAGACUCAAUAUAUUUGUUAAUUAGCUCUGUACUGGUGACGUGAAUUUAUUUAUUGAAUAUAACAACUGUAGUCAUUACUAAUAUGUACUUAUGCAAAGUAGUUGCAUCAUUGGAAAACUGCAUUCCAAUUAAGAUUACUUUUAUAAAAUAUUUCGGAUAAUCUUUCCAUCAUGAUGAGAUGUUGCUGAUCACCAGCCUCAUCCUUUGCUACAUGUAAUUUCAUCCCAGUAAUGAUUUCAGAAUAUUUAAAUUCUUAAAGUAUAACUGGUAUGUACCUAAGCUGCUGCUACCAUUAAUCCCUUUCAAAGAGUCGUGCUGAUGGACUCUAAUUUUAAAUUCCGCCUUUGGAUUCUUAGUUUUUCACUUUCCUGUGAAACAUGUUAGUCCAAAUCCGAGUAUUCCUCAAAAAACUAUAUUGCAGGACUUGGCAUCUAUACAUGAAAACUGUAUGGUGAGCAUCCCUGUAAACAGUAUGCACUAAAUUUGUAAAGAAGAAAUAAUCCCAGAGACAUUUACUGGGAUGUUUUACUGACCUGUGGGAUGCAAAAUUACAGUCCUUUCACACAGCAAAAGCUUAAUCUUAACUUACUCAGUUGCAGAAUCAUGAUUUUUGUAGUCUACCUAGAAAAUGCUGGAAAUGUUAAUAGUUCUACUCUGCUUUUUAUUUUUUGUCGAACCCAUUUCAGUUUUUCCUGUGCUUUUUCUUUACUGUUCAUUUACGUUACUGUUACAGAAAGGUGCUGCUAAAUGUAGGGUGUCUUCGUCACAGUGCACUCGGGACAACGCCACACUUUUAACAUGGCCUGCGACACAUGCCUGUUAAACGUUCGCUGUCGGCUACAUUGAACUGUUUGACAAACCAGAUCUGAAGGCAUUCACAUAAAACAAAUAAAGAGCUGGCAUCUACACUGUUUACUAUUAGUAGUAUCAAUUGUGACUUUAGGAAUGAUUCUUAUAGUUGAGAAUAUAUUAAAUAUUCAACACUUCCCAUUUGUGGAGCAUUUCCCUUGGGGCAAUGCCAAUCAGUGAUGUUACUUUAGUGACCUUCCAUUAUGUAUGAUAAAAUCAUAACUUAAGGUGGGUAAAGGAUCUUUUAAAUAUGAGCACAGCUGAAUAAUCUUCCUCCACCUUAAUACUACAUUUGCAGCAAUUCUUCAUGAAGAUCCAUUUUCAUGACAAAUUGAAUUCCUCACCCUUGUCCGUUUGCUCAACGAUGUAAUGCUGCUAGUCUUGGAAACUCUGAUCUUAUUAACACUUUUAAGAGUCACACUGUUAGAGAAAAAAGGUAACUAAGUGGUUUGGGGUCAGUUGUUUAAUUUUGGCUAAAUUAUAUUUUUAACUAUUUGUACUUCACUUUGCUAUUUAAACUAAAUGUGAUACAGGAUUUUGAAGUAAAAUGUACUCACUGUUGAAUUAAAAUGUUUUUUUUUCUGUUUCACAGAAAUAUGUCAACACUAAAUAUGUUAAAAGAUAAUAUAUUAAUUUUCUUCCACACUUUCCUGAUCUUUUUCCUUUUUAUUGUAUUUUUUCCUUAUGUUUCUUUGUCCUUUAAGAUUGAAUGUGUUUCAUUUUCCUAUUUGCUUUAUUUGAAGGAAAGAAACCCACUGAAAUGUAUGUUAAAGGAAAAAAUUUUAACAGUAUUAUUUGUCCUUAGUGUUUUCAAUAUGCAAAUAUUUUCUUCUAUUUUGCCUGUGACACUUAUGUUUUGCUAUUUAUCAGGAGUAAUCAAAAAUGUACGUAUUUGCUACCAUUUUCAUCCCAGCUUAGCACAUGAGGCUUUAUAGACAUCGUGAGAAGAAAUGGAUUUGGUGGAUU
Phyllostomus hastatus (greater spear-nosed bat) is the source of this 6079-nucleotide messenger RNA. It is a transcript of the gene CACNB2, whose product is annotated as calcium voltage-gated channel auxiliary subunit beta 2. Gene Ontology annotation, cellular component: voltage-gated calcium channel complex. The record is from RefSeq and is a predicted model, not a curated record. Gene Ontology annotation, molecular function: high voltage-gated calcium channel activity; protein binding. Bases 258 to 2237 code for a protein of 659 amino acids. NCBI's taxonomy places the organism in Eukaryota, Metazoa, Chordata, Mammalia, Chiroptera, Phyllostomidae. The transcript has 14 exons. Gene Ontology annotation, biological process: neuromuscular junction development; regulation of voltage-gated calcium channel activity; chemical synaptic transmission.